Messenger RNA from Aegilops tauschii subsp. strangulata, 2779 nucleotides. RefSeq lists its product as uncharacterized. NCBI's taxonomy places the organism in Eukaryota, Viridiplantae, Streptophyta, Magnoliopsida, Poales, Poaceae. The record is from RefSeq and is a predicted model, not a curated record.
GCCGAGCCCUUCUCCCCAAUUUGAAUCUUUCCUUCAACAACCACAACGAGACGGGGCUUGUAGGAAGGAAGCAUUGCCGGUCCAUAAAGUUGGCCGGUUGGGAUACACCACGCGAGGAACCAAUAGCCAAUAGGCCGUCCGUGUCCGUGUCACUGACAGUGGAAAAGAAAGCCUGAUUGUGAGAGGGAGGUCAGAGCUGCGGGCACUAGUGCUUGUGAACCAGCCAGGCAGAGCAGAGCAGCCUCCCCGGUUGCAGUUGCACACGACAGAAGUACUCCUCCUCCCUCUCCCUUUCCCCCACCAAAUCCGCCGCCGCCAAAAUGCUGUCCCUUCUCCGCGCCGCCGUCUCCGGCCGCCUUCGCCGCACCCUCUCCACCGCCGCCGCGCGCCCUCCCUGGGCGAUGAUGUACCGGGUCUCCCAGGGUUCCAACUCCACGGAGAGCGUGUCGUCCUCGCUCGCCCCGCCGCCGUCCGUCUCCUUCGUCUCCGUGCCCAGCCACGCCCUCGACAUCGACCCCUUUCCGCCCCAACCCAAGUGCGUCAGCCUGUUUCGCGGCCUCGUCCUCGCCGCCAGCGGCCACGGCCUCCUCCUCCUGGACACCCACAUGAGCCGCCUCCAGGCUCAUGACCUGAAGCUCCUCUACCGGAGGUUCGCGCGCUUCGUCUGCAACCCGGUCACCGGCCAGCUGCUCCGCCUCCCGGACUUCGACGGCGCCGAGAAGACCUUGACCGACGGCAUGGGGCUCCUCACCCAGGCCUACGGCGCCAGCGGGCCGCCCAAGAGGUAUGCCGCUGCUCAGCUCACCGAGGUCGACGGCGGGCAGCGCUUCCUGCUGCGCCGGUUCUCCUCGGAGACAGGGGACUGGGACGAGCGGGUGCUGCCGUCCCCGAUGCCGCCUAGGCGGCGGAUGCACAUGGUUCACGAGGUGCUGGACUACGGAGGCCGGCUCUGGUGGGUGGACGUGAGCUGGGGCGCCAUCUGCGUCGAUCCGUUCAGCGACCGGCCUGAACUCUGCCCCGUCGAGCUGCCGGCACACAGCAUGCUUCCUGACCAACUGGACGAGAACGAAAUGAGGCAGCUUAUCAAGCACCGCCACAUGGGGGUCAGCGCCGGCAGGCUGCUCUAUGCCGAGGUCGACCCGUUACAUAUCAGAUCCUUCACGCUCGACGACGAUAGCCGCCGCUGGACGCUGCAGCACCAGGUGUCGGUUGAUCUUUUGCCCAAUGGAGGUAAUGCCAAGGAGAUGCCUUUGGUUGCUGCUGUCGAUCCACUGGACACCAACCUGCUGCAUCUCAACGUGGACAGAGUUAAUUUCAGCAUCGACAUGUCCAGGAAGAGGAUGAUUGAGAGUACUGCAAUACCUACUGACAUGUCUCCUCCGAGCGAGUCCGCAACAACUUCCUAUCUACCGUGCGUGCUCCCUUCAUUUCUUCGAUCAAGCCCGAUUCCAGGUAAGAAGUCUGUCACGAAAAACAAGACUUUGGCAGAUGUUCUGGUUCGUUUAGACAGACAUCACGCUAAAUGAAGCGUGCCAAGUUACCAGUCAAUGUGUCUCUGGGUUUCUAACAAUCAAGUAGUACCUGAUGCGUGAUGGGUGAUGGCGGGACUCGGAUUUUGCACGAAAUCUGGAGAUGUUUGGGUUUUGGGAUUUUGAUGUUUGUUCAGACUCCAUACUAAGCAGUCCACGCUCAUCCCUUCGUAGAAAAAGGUGGAUGCAUCCACAUCUUUAACUCCCUUGAGAGAAACUUAUUUAUAUGAGACAUGUGACAAAUUGAUGAUGAGCGUUUCGGUAUUAUACAUAUUUGCAUGUUACUAUUAAGUGUCAUUCAAUUUACUGAUACUAUGUCAUCAAAUUAAUAUGGAAAUGGUAGCUGACGUAGCCAGGAGGCAAGAGCCAACAAACACCCUCAUCGCCAAACAUUGCACGUGCAUGGAUCUUGGCGCAAGGCCAUUGCCACGUAGAUCUUAUCCAGUCAUUCAUUGUACGCGGAUUCCUGGCAGACUCGUCGUUUCUUUCUUUUUUGUCAAAAAAUUGCACACAAAGGUCACGAGGUAGGGGGAUGGAACCCCCGCACAGGAGCCCAUCGCCACUGGGCUGAGAGGCCUUUCUAAACAUUUUGUGUUUGAAAUGCUACAUAUAGUUUUCUAAAGUUAAUUUUUUUUAGUUCGUCCAAAAAUCUAGAAUUUUUUUUCAAUUUCUCACAUGGCAGUUUUAUAUUUAUAGCAUGGCAUUUUUUUAAGAGGAUGACAAUUUCUGUUAUUCAGAAGAUGGUAUUUUUAUUGUUGAGAGAUCGCAUUUAUAUAUGUGAGAGAUGGCAUUUUGUUUUCAUGGCAUGGCAUUUUUAUUACCAAGCGCAUCUCAUUUUUAUUACCAAUAGGAUGGUAUUUUUAUCAAUAAUAGGAUGGAAUUUUUAUUAUUGAGAAGAUGGCAUUUUUAUUCUUGAGAGAUCACAUUUAUAUUUUUGAGAGAUGGUAUUUUUAUUUCUCAUGGCAUGGCAUUUUAUUACCAAUAGGAUGGUAUUUUUAUCAAUGAUAGGAUGGAAUUUUUAUUAUUGAGAAGAUGGCAUUUUAUUUUUAAUGACAUGGCAGUUUUAUUAACAGUAGGAUGGCAUUUUCAUUAUCGAGAGGAUGGCAUUUUUUAUUAUAUAUAGGAUGGCAUUUUUUAAUGUUUGAGAGGAUGGCAUUUUUAUUAUUGAGAGGAUGGUUCUUUUUUAUAAAUAGGAUGACAUUUUUUAAUGUUUCAGAGGAUGGCAUUUUUAUUUUUAAUGGCAUGACAUU